Blepharisma stoltei is the source of this 339-nucleotide messenger RNA. The record is from the annotation of a GenBank genome assembly. Lineage: Eukaryota; Ciliophora; Heterotrichea; Heterotrichida; Blepharismidae.
AUGAUAUUUCAGAUAUGGGCUUUCCUUUUGAUUUUUUGCAAAUGUAGCCAAAUAUUUGAAGUAGAUAGCGUUUGAAUUCUUGAUGAUAUGAACUUUAAGCAAGCUCUAAAACUGCAAAAAAAUAUUUUAGUUGAAUUUUUUGCUCCAUGGUGUGAGCAUAGCAAAAAAUUAGCUCCAGAGUAUUCCAAGGCAGCUUUUACAUUAAAAUCCAGAAAUCCGCCAGUGUAUAUAGCAAAAGUUGAUGCCACUGCUAAUCCUAUAAUUACAGAAAUAUAUGGUGUAACUGGGUAUCCUACACUUAAAUUGAUAUCAGAAGAAGGAUCAAUUAAUUAUUCAUAA